Molecule: messenger RNA, 6417 nt
Organism: Medioppia subpectinata
Lineage: Eukaryota; Metazoa; Arthropoda; Arachnida; Sarcoptiformes; Oppiidae
Source: the annotation of a GenBank genome assembly
AUGUCAUCUCUGUCUAAGUCCGGAGCUAUCAAUGAUGUGGUGAUUACGGGAAUGUCGGGUCGAUUCCCGAUGUCUGACACUAUCGACGAAUUCGCCAGAAAUCUAUACGAAGGCAGGGAUUUGAUUACCGAUGACCACAACCGGUGGUCAAAAGAUUUGUUUGGUAUGAACGCGCGUAUCGGUGUUAUCGGGAGCUGCGAUCGCUUUGACGCCGCGUUCUUCGGCCAAUUGGGCGCCGAUCUGAUGGACCCACAGAUCCGUAUGCUAUUGGAAGUGGUCUACGAGGCCAUCGUCGACGCCGGUCAGUCUCCUUUGUUUUGUCAUUUAGAGCGUGUUCACCCGCAACAGCUUCGAGGUACGCAAACCGGUGUAUACGUGGGCUGGACUGGUCUGGCCGGUGCCGACGGUCUGCCCAAUGAUCUUCAGCCUGAUUUGAACCAAACGGCUCACGACGCGAUGCAACGCACGUUGGGUCACACGACCGGUAUAUUCGCUAAUAGAAUAUCAUUUGUGUACGACUUGAAGGGGCCGUCCGUCAUGUGCGACAGCGUCUGUUCGGCCAGUUUUGCCGCACUAUCGAUGGCCGUCAAUGAUAUACUAUUGGGUCACGUGGACACAGCGGUGGUGUGCGGCACAUGCAUAAACCUACAGCCAAUUCUUGCUCAAACACAACAAGUGUUAGGCGUGUGUUCGCCGCGCGGAGUGUCCGCACCGAUGGACGCCCGGGCGGACGGUUACGUGAAGGCGGACGCCGUGUGCGCUGUGCUGUUGCAGCGCCGACCGGACGCCCGGCGUAUUUACGCCUCCGUACGCGCCGUACGGCUAAAUGUUGACGGCUUUAAGACGGAGGGUAUGUACCGGCCGUCGGGCGCCGCUCAGGAGGCGCUGAUGGUCCGCACGUAUACCGACGCCGGCGUCGAUCCGAGUAAACUCUCAUACGCGGAGUUGCACUGCGCCGGCACUCAGGCGGGCGAUUUUACGGAAAUUAACGCCGUUUGCAACGCGUAUUGUAAACCGACGGCCCGUACGGAGCGGUUGCCGUUGGGGGCAGUGAAGAGCAAUAUGGGCCACGCGGAAGGGACCGCCGGUUUGGUGUCACUUAUUAAAGUGCUCAUUGCCUAUGAAAAUCAAUGCAUACCACCAAAUAUUAAUCUAAGUGAAUUAAGAAAAGAUCUAGAACCAUUGUUGUCCAUUAUUUUGCCUGUUGUAAAGCCACAUGAUUAUGACCCAGGUUUAGCGGCGGUAAAUAGUUUUGGUAUCGGGGGUGCGAACGGACACGUAUUGCUCGAACCCAACUAUAAGUUGGCCACAAGUGAUGGCCACAUUAAUGUUGCCGAUAUUAUGCCCAGAAUUGUCAACAUUUGCGGCAGAAGUGAAGAGUCCGUCAAAUAUAUAAUGGAUUUCAUUGAGAAUAAUCCCAAAAAAAUUACAAAUGAUUUUUUGGCACUUUUGGCGCAAACCAUGAAAUAUACUCCAAAUGUUAACUCAUCGGGAAUGACAUUCAGGGGUUCAAUUAUAAUAAAGAGAAUAACAAAAGAAAUAAACGGCGAAAUAAAAUAUGAAUACAAAAAACAGAUGGGAGUUAUGACUGAGAAAACCCGCAGACCUCUAUGGGUACUGUUCCCGGGUUUGGGCGGCCAGUGGUCGGCAAUGGCGAAGGCUUUGAUGCCAAUCAAGACAUUUGCCGACACUAUAGAAGAAUGUCAUCAAACGGUUCACAAGGAGUUUGGCAUUGAUUUGAAACACAUAUUACUAUCGGAGGACAAGACAGCCAUCUCUACGAUGACCGCCAAAUUUGUGGCCACAACUGCUAUAGAGAUCGCGUUGUUUGCGGUCAUCAAAGACCUGGACAUCACUCCCGACGGCAUAAUCGGGCACUCAUUCGGUGAGCUCGCCUGCGGUUUUGCCGACGGAUGCCUUGACGCGAGGGGUGCCAUGUUAUAUACGGCCCUUCGGGCCAUAAAUAGUGUGCAAAAUGUAAAUAUACCCAAAGGCCUGAUGGCAGUCGUCGGUCUGUCCAGAGCCCAGGCGCGGACUUACUGUCCAAACGGUGUAUAUAUUGCCUGUAAUAAUGGGAAGGAUAAUGUAGUCAUUACUGGUCCGAUGAAUGAAAUGCUGAAUAUAAUAAAAGAAUUGAAAGCGAAGGGCGUAUUCGUGCGGCCAUUAGAUUGCGAUGAAAUCCCAUACCAUUCGCCAUAUAUUAGCGAAUCGGCGAAAGCCAUGAAAGAGGCCAUCAAUACAUACGUACCCAACCCUAAGCUCAGGUCAGAGAAAUGGUUGUCCACAUCGGUGUUCAGGUCAGAGCUCGAAGACAAACGGCUUGCAUAUGGGGGUGGAGAGUAUUUUGAACACAAUAUGGUGAAUGAGGUCCGCUUUCACGACCAGUUACAGACACUGCCCGCCGACGCCAUUGUGCUCGAGUUGGGCCCGCACUCAGUGUUCAAACAGAUAGUGUCCGAAACUCUACCCAACAGUCUGUAUAUAUCGCUCAUUAAAAAGGACUCAAACGCCAUAAAUAUGGAUAUGUUUUUGUCCGGUAUGGCGCAACUUUACGAACUGGGCUUUAAUCUGGCCAUUGAUCGACUGUACGCACCGGUUGAGUGGCCGGUGGCCAGGAAUACGCCGUCCAUAUCAGCGCUAAUCAAAUGGGAUCACAGCGAGAGAUAUAGUGUAAAAAAUUAUCACGAUAAUUAUUGCAAAACCACCUCGUCGGACACAAUCGUUGUAAUUAAUCACAAACACGAACAAGAUGCAUUUUAUAUGGAGCACGUAAUUAACGGCCAGCCAGUAAUACCGGUCAGCGGCUAUAUUAUGAUGGCGUGGCGUAAAGUGGCCGCCAGUGUUGGCAAACUAUGGACAGAGUGUCCGGUUGUGUUUGAGAACAUAGCCCUUCGACGGGCGGUGUUUUUAUCGGACAGGGCCGACACUAAGCUCGUGGUGAAAUACUUUGCGCCGACUGGCGAAACAUACAUAUAUAAUAACGACGAACUGUGUGUCACGUGUCGGGCGACGGCCACCGACGGCGGCGAGACUGAAACGUGGCGCCAAAUGAUUGCGGACGGGCGCCCGGCGUACGCCAUAGACCGGCCAGAAAUGUACGGCGAUUUGCGGGCGUUGGGCGUCGAUAACGGGCCGGCGUUUCAACGGUUGCGUUACGUCCGGUGCGACGACACGUUUAGCCGGGCGUACGGCCGGUGCGAGUGGACGGGCAAUCCGGUGGCCUAUAUGGGCGAUCUGUUGCAGUCGGUUGGGCUGCUGUGGCCGCGGCGCGCGGGGUUUAUGCCGGUCAGCAUUGGUGUCAUGCGUUUGGACCCGCGCGCGCUGUUUGCCGCCGUAUGGGCCGAGCGUUUGACCGCCGGUUUAGCGCCAACGAUAAUGACGCCGACGCCCGGCGAAUGUCACCCGGAUAUUGUCACACAGUGUCAAAAUAAUGAGUUUAGCGAUCGUUUCGCCCAAUUCUCGGCGGACAUCCCCUUCUGUUACGACAGUCACACCCGACGGCUGGUGUCGCCCGGCGUCGAAGUGGACGACAUUACCGCACAACCGAUGCCCACACGACACGACUCUAACCUUACGCUCGAGUCUUACGAAUUCUGUCCCAACGAUGAUAUGGCGGCCAUCGAUGACACGAUGCGCGCAGAAAUGUUGCAAUAUAUUGAGGUUUGCGAGUCAAUGGCUGUUAAACUAAACCAAUCGGGUGUGAAAUGCGAUUCAAACAACACAGAUAUCACACAAAAUGCUAUACAAAAUGGCCGCCGGGCGGACACCGGCCAGCGGGUGAUGGGCGUAGCGCCAGAGGGCCGAUGCCUGGCAACCAAUGUUUACGCGCCCAUCACUCACAUGACUCCCAUUCCCGACCACUGGUCAAUGGCUGAGGCGGCGACUAUACUGAGCUCGUAUUGCACUGUAUAUUACGGUCUCAUUAAAAGAGCUCACAUUGUAAAAGGCGAGAGUGUGCUAAUACACUACGGUGGCGGUGGUGUGGGUGAGGCGGCCAUCAAUGUGUGCCAACACUACGGAUGCGAUAUAUACGCCACGGUUGGCACGGAUGAGGAGCGGCUGAAUCUGAUCGCUCGCCACAAUAUACCGGCCAAACGGAUAGUCAACGCCGACAGCGAUUGUCACUCAAAUGGGCGCCUAAUGUCUGAGACGGGCGGCCGAGGCGUACAUCUAGUGGUAAACACCCAGUGCUCGGCGUCCGACGAUGUCUUAGGCAUGGAGUGCCUGUCCAGUGGCGGCCGGUUUGUCGAGUUGUGCGGCCAAUACGGCGCUAAACUCCCGAUAGUUAUGGCGUCAGACGAUAGAGACGUACAGUACACACGAGUCGCGCCCAACACUAUAGCAAAACAGAGCGUCGAGUUUAUGGCCGACUUUUACCGAUGGAUUGACGGCCACUCGUCGGCCGACAACGGAUGCGUUCGACCGUUGAAUCACACGGCGUUCGCCGUCACAGAAGUUGUCGACGCGUUCCGAUUGAUGACUACUACUAUCGAGAAAGUGAUCGUUAAGUUCCGCGACGAAGAGUCCGAUAGGCGGCCACCCGUAAGCAUAACACCGGCGCUGGCAAUGCCGGUGACCCGCAAAACGUAUUUCAAUCCACACAAAGUGUAUAUAAUUACCGGCGGUUUGGGCGGAAUGGGUCUGGAAUUGUUGCCGUGGUUGCACUGCAAAGGCGCCCGAAAGUUUGCCAUCACUUCCCGGCGCGGACUCACCACUGAUUAUCAAAAGUUUUUCAUUAAUCGCGUAAAACGUAUUUAUAAUAAUACUAAUACUAAACCCUAUAUUGAGUGCGAUUUCAUUAUAUCGACGGCCAAUGCGUUGACUAUUGAGAGCGCAAAACAACUGCUAUCGGAGGCUCAGGAGUUGGGACCCAUUGGAGGGGUAUUUCAUUUGGCGCUCGUAUUGAACGAAAGUUUGGCCGAAAAUAUGACAAUCGAUAAGUUCGCCGAAACGGCCGACACUAAGCACCGGGUGUUUGAAAAUCUGGAUCAACUGACCCGUGGGUUAGACUAUAAAUUGGAUCACUUUGUGGUGUUUUCCUCCAUCAGCACCGGUAAGGGAAACGCCGGUCAAUGCAAUUACGGUUACGGCAACUCUGUGUGCGAGCGGCUGUGCGAACGCCGGCGUAGGGAUGGUAUGCAUGGGUUGGCCGUACAGUACGGCCCGAUCGGCGAUGUGGGCGUCUUUGAAGGCCGCCAGGAAUACGAGUCGCUGACCGCGUGUCGCAAACAGCGGGUGCUGUCGGCGGUGGACGUGUUGGACAAACUGUUGGCCACUGAUUACCCGAUCGUCACAUCGCAGAUAUUUGACGACAACCGGUGCGGCGACAGAUCGGCGACAAGAGUCGGCUCUGGCGGUCGACUAAUCGGCGAAUUGUGGUCAGUGUUGGGCGUCGACCCGAACACAACGCCCGAUGGGGUGACUAUCGGCGAGAUAGGGCUCGAGUCGAUGUUUGCCAUACAAUUGCAAAACGAGUUUAGAGACCGGCUCGACAUGAAUGUGCCGCUCGCGCACCUUAAGGGGCUAACUGUCGGCAUGUUUAAGGCGUACGCCGGCGGCGAUCCGGAGCCCAUACGCCAGUACGCUAUGGCCAGGAAAAGUGGCCACUCGUCGGCGCAGAGGCGUCGGUUAGUGGUGCCCACCGAGAGAUACGUGCGCUUAAACGCGGUGUCCGACACCACAGGGCGGGCGCCCGUAUUUUUCUUGCCCCCGUUGGCGCUCAACUUCGCCGGUGUCGCCCCACUGGCCGAGCGACUCGAGCGGCCAGUUAUCGGACUCAACUGGACCCGUGAGGUCAGCGCACUGACCACCGUAGAGGCCGUUGGCGACUAUUACAUCGCGUUAAUCGUCGAGAUUAACGGCGAAAUAAACGCCGGGCGUCUGCCGUACGACGUGUGCAGCUUUUUCGAUAUGGCGCCCGUAUGCGGACGGCUAUUAUCAUUGGCCACGGGUUUGGGCCGCGCCGUGAUUGUCGACAUUACGCCCGAUCGGCGCCUGUUUGACGCCCGCGCCGUCGCCGACGAGUUUAUGGUGGCGUUUAUGAUGAAACAGUUGGCCACAGAGUGUUCGCCGCAGGUGUUGGCCAGUAUUGAGGGUCGAGUGCGCGCCGAGCGCGAGGUGAGCGGCCAGCAGGCGAUCGUUACGGCCAGUAUGCCCGAGUUGACCCGGCAGGCAGUGGUGGCGCCCCAUAUGGGCGAGAUUUUUGGCAUAAUGUUGGCCAGGAUUGCGAUGUUUUUCGACCACAAGUCCAAUAAGAGCCGCCGCACACUGACGGACGUCGUGCGCGGGUCGGUGGCCGAGAAGUGGGCCCAAUAUAGCGGCAAAUUGAUUGAGAUUAAGCCGUUCGCCGCGGGAGCGGUGCUCGAGAUGGAGGACACGCUCGACGUUGUGCUCGGCGUUUCGCACGACGACUAUAUU